UCGUUUUGUCCCGUGCGGUCCCAUCAAGAAAGCGGCACAAUACUCCCCGGGUCGCUCCUCUAUCGGUCCCCUCAACGACGGCGGCGGCGAGGGCGGUGAUAGGGAGAGAGAGGAUGUGGUGCCAGUCUUGCCGAGAGGAGUACGAGGAGGGUGACGCGGGGACGUGCAAGGAGUGCUACGAGGAGGCCAGCGAGACGGAGGAGGAGCUCAAGCGGGAGAUCGAGGAUCUCAAGGCCAAGAUCACCUUUCUCCGCCUAUGCUCCCCCCUCGACGGCGCCUACUCCUCCUCCUGCUCGUCCACCGACCUCCUUCUCCUCCACGCCGCCCCUCUCGAGUGUUCCUCCGCCGCCUUCUGCCCUUCGCCCGCGGUUCCUGCCCACCGCGCCGUCCUAAUCAGUAGGUCCCCUGUUUUCAGGGCAAUGCUGGAGAAUGAGAUGGAAGAGAGUAGGAGUGGCAUGAUUAAGAUCCACGACGUCUCAUAUGAUGUUCUUCGGUACUUUGUCCACUUCUUGUACACUGCAGAAGUGCUCCUUGAUGAGCAGCUGGCAUGUGACCUUCUGGUCUUGGCAGAAAAAUACCAGGUGAAGCAUCUCAAGGCCUUCUGUGAGAAGUUCAUGACAUCGAAGGUGAAUAAUGAUAACGCCAUCGCACAUUAUGCCUUUGCUCAUCGGCACAAUGCCAAGCAACUGCUUGAGGCCGCUCUAUCCCUAAUCAUGGACAACAUGGCCACCCUAACUGAACGAGAAGAGUACAAGGAGCUUGUGGAGAAGGACCCGCGGCUUGUAGUGGAGAUCUAUGAAGCCUACCUAACCCGGCAGGUCAAUACUGCUGCCGUUGCCAAGGAUUUCAUUUUGCCGCCAUAGAAAUAAAACGAGCGAGCAAGAAGACUGUGUGCCGUACAUAUACGCUCUAUUUUAAUGGUAAGGAAUGUGGAUGAUGAAUAUACUAAAGAACUUGGGCAUUUUUGUGUUAAUUCUUUUAUGUGCAUUCUUGUGAUUUUAUAUCCUUGUUAGGUCUAAUUUUGUAAUCCAACUAAAUUGCAACCAUGAAUCUAUGGCUUCUGACCUUUGUUUUCUC
Messenger RNA from Elaeis guineensis (African oil palm), 1077 nucleotides. RefSeq names its product BTB/POZ domain-containing protein At4g08455. Gene Ontology annotation, molecular function: protein binding. The record is from RefSeq and is a predicted model, not a curated record. NCBI's taxonomy places the organism in Eukaryota, Viridiplantae, Streptophyta, Magnoliopsida, Arecales, Arecaceae.